Molecule: messenger RNA, 1853 nt
Organism: Merops nubicus (carmine bee-eater)
Lineage: Eukaryota; Metazoa; Chordata; Aves; Coraciiformes; Meropidae
Product: glycine dehydrogenase (decarboxylating), mitochondrial
Exons: 11
Biological process (GO): glycine decarboxylation via glycine cleavage system
Cellular component (GO): glycine cleavage complex; mitochondrion
Molecular function (GO): glycine binding; lyase activity; pyridoxal phosphate binding
Source: RefSeq, a predicted model, not a curated record
CCUAUUUCAUGGAAAGAAUUUGCCAACAUCCACCCUUUUGUGCCCCUGGAUCAAGCUCAAGGGUAUCAGCAGCUUUUCAAGGAUUUAGAGAAGGACCUAUGUGAGAUUACUGGCUAUGACAAAAUCUCCUUCCAACCAAACAGUGGAGCCCAAGGAGAAUAUGCAGGUUUGGCUGCCAUCAAAGCUUAUUUAAAUGCAAAAGGUGAACGUCAUAGAACUGUUUGCCUUAUUCCUAAAUCUGCUCAUGGUACAAAUCCAGCAAGUGCACAAAUGGCAGGGAUGAAGAUUCAGCCAAUUGAAGUGGAUAAAAAUGGGAGCAUUGACAUCCCUCAUUUAAAAGCAAUGGUGGACAAGCACAAAGAGAACUUGGCAGCCAUCAUGAUCACAUACCCUUCCACCAAUGGUGUGUUUGAAGAGGAGAUAGGAGAUGUGUGUGACCUGAUUCACAAACAUGGAGGCCAGGUUUACUUAGAUGGAGCAAAUAUGAAUGCCCAGGUGGGUCUGUGUCGUCCUGGAGAUUACGGCUCUGAUGUCUCUCAUUUAAACCUUCAUAAAACCUUUUGCAUUCCCCAUGGAGGAGGAGGACCUGGAAUGGGACCGAUUGGAGUGAAGAAACAUUUGGCUCCCUACUUGCCCACUCACCCUGUCAUCAAAAUACAGCUGGAGAAGGAUGCAUGUUCUUUGGGUACUGUCAGUGCUGCACCUUGGGGUUCCAGUGCUAUAUUGCCCAUUUCCUGGGUUUAUAUCAAGACAAUGGGAGCAAAGGGUCUGAAACAUGCUUCUGAAGUUGCUAUACUAAAUGCAAACUACAUGGCAAAGAGGCUAGAGAAGCACUACAAAAUCCUUUUCAAAGGAGCAAAAGGUUAUGUAGCCCAUGAAUUCAUUCUGGAUACAAGACCUUUCAAAAAAACUGCUAACAUUGAAGCUGUAGAUCUUGCUAAGAGACUUCAGGAUUAUGGUUUUCAUGCUCCCACCAUGUCCUGGCCAGUGGCAGGGACGCUUAUGAUCGAACCAACAGAGUCUGAAGACAAGGCAGAGCUGGACAGAUUUUGUGAUGCAAUGAUCAGUAUUAGGCAGGAAAUUGCUGAUAUAGAAGAGGGCAGAAUGGACCCCCAAAUUAAUCCACUAAAGAUGUCACCACAUACUCUGAACUGUGUCACUUCUUCCAAGUGGGAUCGUCCUUAUUCGAGAGAAGUGGCAGCAUUCCCACUGCCAUUUGUGAAGCCUGAAAGCAAGUUUUGGCCCACAAUUGCUCGCAUUGAUGACAUAUAUGGAGAUCAACAUCUGGUUUGUACCUGCCCACCAAUGGAAGCCUAUGAAUCUCCCUUCUCUGAACAGAAGAGAGCAUCUUCAUAAGACUGCUUCCAGCUGCCUGGAUUUCUGAGUCCAUCAGGAUGGCCUUUUCCUCCCAGACUUGAUAGGGGAUUUAUAUACUGUGUAUAUCCUGGAUAAUCACCACGUUUGUUAAUUGAAUCACUGCUUAGUUGAAAUGUAAAUACAAUCAAUAUGUUAGGUGUAAACAAAACGUGAUAGUUUCACAGCAGUUGAUGUUGAAGUUGCCUUGAUUGAGCAUUUUGUCUGUUUUGUUCUAAAGUUUUAACAAUUAACACCUAAUCUGCAAAGUGUCCUGGAAGAUACAGUUAAAAAAAGUAGAGGAGAAGCAGAUGCAUAAGGCAAUAGUAAUGAAUAUUAACUGCAGGAGUAAUUUUUUUUAUAUUGUGUAAAAAAAGAUGAAGUAGAUAGUUUCAUUUACUUCAUGUAUUACCACUAGCACUGAUAGUGGUAAUUUUCAUACUAGGUUUUUCACAUACCAAUGUUAGUACUCUAAUAAACUUAGUCAGAAUUCUAUGUGU